CGGCAAGCGGGAGUUCCUGAGGGGCUCCCCCCCCCCCCCCCCAACCUCGGUCAAUCGCUGCUAGUCUACAGAGCUCCAACCUUUUCCCGCCCGAGGAACUGCUGCCGCCAGGACCUCCCUCUGCCCUCUUUCCCCGUCUCCCCCGUUCCCUUCCUCCCCGGGAUGAACAUGGCGUCCGCCCUGGAGCAGUUCGUGAACAGCGUCCGGCAGCUCUCCGCUCAAGGGCAAAUGACUCAACUUUGUGAAUUGAUAAACAAAAGUGGAGAACUUCUAGCAAAAAAUUUAUCUCAUCUUGAUACAGUGCUUGGUGCUUUGGAUGUACAAGAGCAUUCCUUGGGUGUCCUUGCAGUUCUGUUUGUGAAGUUUUCUAUGCCCAGUGUACCUGACUUCGAAACAUUAUUCUCACAGGUUCAGCUUUUUAUCAGCACUUGUAAUGGGGAACAUAUUAGAUAUGCAACAGACACUUUUGCUGGUCUUUGCCAUCAGUUAACAAAUGCUCUCGUGGAAAGAAAACAGCCCCUGCGAGGAAUUGGUAUCCUCAGACAAGCCAUAGACAAGAUGCAGAUGAAUACAAACCAGUUGACUUCAAUCCAUGCAGAUCUCUGCCAGCUUUGUUUGUUGGCAAAAUGCUUUAAGCCUGCCCUUCCCUAUCUGGAUGUGGAUAUGAUGGACAUUUGUAAGGAGAAUGGGGCUUAUGAUGCAAAGCACUUUUUAUGUUACUACUACUAUGGUGGAAUGAUCUACACGGGGCUAAAGAAUUUUGAAAGAGCACUCUAUUUUUAUGAGCAGGCUAUAACUACUCCUGCCAUGGCAGUCAGUCAUAUUAUGUUGGAAUCUUAUAAGAAAUAUAUUCUAGUUUCUUUGAUAUUACUGGGCAAAGUUCAACAACUGCCAAAAUACACUUCUCAGAUUGUUGGUAGAUUCAUUAAACCCCUUAGCAAUGCUUACCAUGAAUUAGCACAAGUUUAUUCAACCAAUAAUCCAUCAGAACUCCGAAAUCUGGUAAACAAACAUAGUGAAACUUUCACUAGAGAUAACAAUAUGGGGCUGGUUAAGCAGUGUUUGUCCUCUCUUUAUAAGAAGAACAUUCAAAGGCUAACAAAGACAUUUUUAACAUUGUCAUUACAAGAUAUGGCAAGUCGUGUACAAUUGUCAGGACCUCAGGAGGCAGAAAAAUAUGUCCUUCACAUGAUAGAAGAUGGUGAAAUUUUUGCAAGUAUUAAUCAAAAGGAUGGUAUGGUCAGUUUCCAUGAUAAUCCUGAAAAAUAUAACAAUCCAGCUAUGCUUCAUAACAUCGAUCAGGAGAUGCUGAAAUGUAUAGAGCUUGAUGAGCGACUCAAGGCCAUGGAUCAAGAAAUCACAGUGAAUCCUCAGUUUGUGCAAAAGAGUAUGGGCUCACAAGAAGAUGAUUCAGGAAGCAAACCAUCCAGUUAUUCUUGAAAUUUACAUUUUCUGUGCUUUAAACUGAAAGAACCACCACUUGACCAUUGGAAACUAUGAGAAUGGCAGAGAGGACUGAAACUGUUUUAUCUGGACAUUAAGAAAUUAAAUUUUGUUUUGACAUCUUCAGUCCUAUAUGCUUUCAAAAAUUUUCUCUCUGCAAAGAAAGGAAAAGAUCUCAAAACUUUUAAAGUCUCUUGUGAAUUUAUUUAUCUUCAGAUUAACAUCGUUAUUGCAUUAAAUAAUCUACCUUUUGUUUUAAA
Molecule: messenger RNA, 1703 nt
Organism: Antechinus flavipes (yellow-footed antechinus)
Lineage: Eukaryota; Metazoa; Chordata; Mammalia; Dasyuromorphia; Dasyuridae
Gene: COPS3
Product: COP9 signalosome subunit 3
Exons: 12
Coding region: 163-1440 (425 amino acids)
Biological process (GO): ubiquitin-dependent protein catabolic process
Cellular component (GO): COP9 signalosome
Source: RefSeq, a predicted model, not a curated record